GUUUAGUCAAAGGUGUACGUCCGCUCUAAUUACAUUUACUCAGUCUACAGGACAAACUACAUUAACGUCAAGCAUAAAUAAAGCAAUCUGUUAUCUGUUUGAACAACAAUCUCGUUGUGAGAUAUGGCGCCGGCAGUUCUUUCUCAAUCUCAUCGUAUUGCUGUACUGGAUUUUUGAACUGUCUCCUGUUAUAAUAUAUUGUACGUUGUCAAAUGUAGUGCAGUUUGUGUUUUGUUAAUUAUAAAUGGAGAUACCAAAGAGAAAUGAUGAUUUUUUGGGGAUAGUUGAUGUGGUUCUGAAGGUAAGAGAGCUCAAAGUAUGGACACCGGAAGAGAAAUCAUGGUGGAGAAAAAAACCAAGUAAACCGAAAACGCUCAUACUAAAUAACGUCAGCGACUGCAUAAAAUCUGGAGAAUUUUUAGCGAUCCUUGGUCCGAGUGGUGCAGGAAAAACGACAUACUUAGUAUCAUUGUGCGGGAAAUGUACAUUGCCGUCAGAGGGCGUGGUGACUGUGAAUGGCAGAAAUGUAACCGAUUUACAACCUGGUGAAGUGGAGAUAUUACCGCAGUUUGAUGUUUUCAUGGAUUGUCUCAGUGUUAAGGAGCAUCUGGUGUUUAUGACAGAAAUUAAAAGUGGCAGCGCGAAAAAUCAAAACAACAGCACAGUUUUAAAUGCAAUAAUGGAGAUGUUAAAAUUGAAAGUACAUGAGAAUACUUUAAUUCAGUCACUAUCUGGUGGGGAACGAAGAUUGUUGUCAUUAGCUUCAUCUCUAUUAUCAAACCCACAAAUCCUAAUAUGUGACGAGCCAACAACCGGCCUGGACAGUUAUAAUGCAUCUUUAGUUGUGGGGCUGCUGAAAGGUCUCUCAAUGACAGGAAAAAUUGUCAUAUGCUCUGUACAUCAACCAUCCUCGGAUCUAUUCAAAGAGUUUAACUCUAUCUCUUUAAUGUCAGAAGGCAAGCUGCUAUUUCACGGCAGCCAUGAAGACUGUCGGAAUCUGUUUCAAAGCCUUAACCUACGUUGCCCGAAGAAUUACAACCCUGCGGAGUUCUACAUCAAGGCCGUGUCGUCUUAUCCGUGUGCCGACGAAAACUAUGUGGAUAGGAUCAUGGAAAAUAACCGAAACCGGUUCCAUCAGUGCGACGAAACAUGUUGCGAGACUCACGUGAUGCCGCGCCUCCCAGUACGCAAUAGAAGUUGGUCCAAACAAGUACAAUUACUAAUGUGGAGGUUUUCAAUACGACUCAGAAGAAAUUAUAAAAAUCUCGCAAUCUCACUACUAUUAUCCACGGUGAUAGGUGCAGUAGUGAUCGGCAUAUGUUUUGCCGGCAGUAAGGGGACGACACAAAGAGGUGUACAAAACCUAAGAGGCCUAUUGUGGCUCAUCUGUAGUGAAGUUUCCUUCAGCCUAUCUUAUGCUGCGCUUUACGCGUUUGAAGCAGAUCUAUCGCUAUUCAAGAGAGAAGUCGGCAUGUAUAGCGUGUCUGCUUAUUUCGUUGCAAGAUUUCUAAAUGAGAUACCUCGGUGUAUAAUUUGGCCAAUUCCGUUCGUAGCCAUAACAGCGUCUACUGUGGAGUUACCAAACCAUUCUCUAACUGUCCUAGAACUUUACAUCGCUCUUAUUAUAUCAGGGUUCGCGUCUACUGCAUAUGGUCUUGGUAUGGGAGCCUUAUUCAUAUCGAGUGGCAUGAUGGCUGACGUAAUGCCGUGCGCUGAUUUACCGCUAUUCCUGAUGUCGGGAGCUUUUCUACGAAUAUCAUCGCUGCCGUUUUGGUUGUAUCCAGUCAAAUUUAUUUCGCAUUUCUAUUACGCUAUGGACGCUAUAAGUAACAUCUAUUGGAGACAAAUCGGAGAUAUUGAGUGUCCUACAAACACAACCACAGUUUGUGUGAAAGACGGCGCUGCAGUUUUAUUGGAGAAUGGUUACUCUGAUAAUUUCGUGCUAGAAGAUACUGUAGGUCUUCUAUUUGUGGCAACUUUGUGGAGUGUUGUGGGAUACUGGGGAUUGAAGAGAGAAGAGAAGAAAGGUUACGCUUAUUAAAGAGAGUUUUCGUAGGUUAUAGAUUAUUUCACGUUAUUUUAAUUGUUAUGUUAAUGCAUUUAAUCUGUGUAUUUUUAGAUAGAAGUUUUGUACUUGUAAAAUUGAUAUGCAAA
This is a messenger RNA of Papilio polytes (common Mormon), 2154 nucleotides long. Its product is annotated as protein brown-like. Gene Ontology annotation, molecular function: ATP binding; ABC-type transporter activity; ATP hydrolysis activity. The transcript is spliced from 12 exons. Gene Ontology annotation, cellular component: membrane. The record is from RefSeq and is a predicted model, not a curated record. Lineage: Eukaryota; Metazoa; Arthropoda; Insecta; Lepidoptera; Papilionidae. Bases 245 to 2041 code for a protein of 598 amino acids.